AUGGCUGCCCGCAGCGGCGUCGCCCCCGCCGGCGAGGGGCUCCGCGACGCCCAGUACUCGCCGCCCUCCUCCCAGCGGUCCGACGGCGACCUUGACCGGGGGCUGGCAAGAAAUGUGAUAGCUGUAGGACUGGGUGUUGCAGCCUUUGCAUUUGCAGGUCGCUAUGCAUUUCAGAUCUGGAAACCUCUGGAACAUGUAAUCACAGAAACUGCAAAGAAGAUUUCAAAUCCUAGCCUUUCAUCGUACUACAAAGGAGGAUUUGAACAGAAAAUGAGUAGGCGAGAAGCUAGUCUUAUUUUAGGCAUAAGCCCAUCUGCUGGUAAGGCCAAGAUUAGAACAGCCCACAGGAGAAUUAUGAUUUUGAACCACCCUGAUAAAGGUGGAUCUCCUUACUUAGCAACUAAAAUAAAUGAAGCUAAAGACUUGCUAGAAUCAAGUACCAAACAUUAAUUGAUGCCCAAGCAGGACCCUCAAGAAGAAAUCAGGCGGGAACCUUACUCCAGACGUCCUGCAGAUUAACCUAUACCGCAGUCUUCAUGAUCUUCAGACUAUUAAGCUACUUAGCAAUAAAAGAUCGACAGCC
Molecule: messenger RNA, 583 nt
Organism: Echinops telfairi (small Madagascar hedgehog)
Lineage: Eukaryota; Metazoa; Chordata; Mammalia; Afrosoricida; Tenrecidae
Gene: DNAJC15
Product: DnaJ heat shock protein family (Hsp40) member C15
Exons: 7
Coding region: 1-450 (149 amino acids)
Biological process (GO): protein import into mitochondrial matrix
Cellular component (GO): PAM complex, Tim23 associated import motor
Molecular function (GO): ATPase activator activity
Source: RefSeq, a predicted model, not a curated record